This is a messenger RNA of Meriones unguiculatus (Mongolian gerbil), 4943 nucleotides long. RefSeq names its product ankyrin repeat and death domain containing 1A (gene Ankdd1a). The coding region runs from base 334 to 1770 and encodes 478 amino acids. The transcript is spliced from 15 exons. Lineage: Eukaryota; Metazoa; Chordata; Mammalia; Rodentia; Muridae. Gene Ontology annotation, biological process: signal transduction. Gene Ontology annotation, molecular function: protein binding. The record is from RefSeq and is a predicted model, not a curated record.
AAGAGAUGACAGCCACGCCUCUCCAGUAGUGUCUCCCUCGAUGACGUCUCCCCAGGAGUUCCGAGAGAGCAUAAGCUUUGGCUUCUGCAUUCUCCCCCCUGGGCUGACAACACAUGUGUUAGCCUCCCGGGGCCAAAAUGACGAGGCAGAUGCAGGGGAGGAUGGAUGAUGAGUCAGGACUCAGGCGACUUGGCCUUAUCACUUCCAGCCUGUGGCCCCGACAAGAUACAGGGCUCCCUGUGAAUGUCAGUGUUCUGCAUCCGCAGGUGGAGAUGAGUGCUUCCCCUGGAGAGACAGCUGCAUGAGGCCUCACGCUGGAACCGGGUGGGGAGGAUGAAGGAGCUGUUUGAGAAGAGGGUUAACGUCAGGGCUGGAAACCAUGUGGGGAGAGUGGCCCUGCACUGGGCUGCAGGAGCUGGGCACGAGCAGGCUGUACGGCUGCUCCUGGAGCACGGGGCCGCUGUGGACGACGCAGACUCGUUUGGGAUGAAUGCGCUUCUCCUGUCUGCCUGGUUCGGCCACUUGCAGAUUGUGCAGAUCCUGGUCAAUGCUGGGGCCAAGGUUCACUGUGAGAGCAAGGAGGGCCUGACCCUACUGCACUGUGCGGCUCAGAAAGGCCACGUGCCUGUGCUAGCCUUUGUCAUGGAAGACCUGGAGGACGUGGCCUUGGACCGUGCAGACAAGCUGGGAAGAACAGCAUUUCACAGAGCUGCUGAGCACGGACAUCUGGACGCUGUGGACUUCCUCGUGGGCUCUGGCUGUGACCACGGUGUCAAAGACAAGGAGGGGAACAGCGCCCUGCACCUGGCUGCCAGCCGGGGCCACGUGGCGGUGCUCCGGAGGCUUGUGGACAUUGGGCUGGACCUGGAAGAGCAGAACGCGGAGGGUCUGACUGCUUUGCAUGCAGCCGCCGAAGGAUCCCACGCCGACUGCGUGAAGCUCCUCAUCGGUGCUGGGAGCAACGUGAAUGCCCUCACCCAGAAAAGGUGGAGCUGCCUCCACUAUGCAGCCGUUGGUGGCUCUGAGGAUGUGUCUUGGGCACUUAUCAAGGCAGGAGGGUGCACAGACGUGGCUGACAAGCAGGGCAUCACUCCUAUGCACCUCGCUGUGAAGCACAACUUCCCUGGCCUGGUCCAGCUUCUCAUAGACGCCCACAGUGAUCUGGAUGCCGUGGACACUAGGCAGCAGACUCCACUCCACCUCGCCUCCGAGCAUGCCUGGCAGGAUGUAGCAGAGAUGCUCCUUGUUGCCGGAGCUGACUUAAGCCUGAGGGAUAAGCAAGGAAAGACCGCCCUGGCGGUGGCUGCCCGUGGCAACCAUGUCAGCCUGGUGGACAUGCUCAUAAAAGCUGACCGCUUCUACAGAUGGGAGAAGGAGCACCCUCCCUGCAGGGGUGCCAGCAGCCCCUCGAGGAAGAACCUGACCUUUAAGCAAGACCAUGGGCAGGAAACACAGCAGUUGCGCUCCGUGCUUUGGCGGCUGGCCUCCCAGGAUCUGAGGCCCAGCGAGUGGAAGAGACUGGCCUAUUCCUGGGAGUUCACCGAGGCUCAUGUCUGUGCCAUCGAGCAACAGUGGACAGGAACCCGGAGCUACCAGGAGCACGGUCACCGGAUGCUGCUCAUCUGGCUGCACGGUGUGACCACGGCUGGGAAGAACCCCGGCAAGGCGCUGUUUGAGGGUCUCACGGCCAUCGGCAGGAGAGGCCUGGCUGAACGUGCCAGGAAGAUGGCAAAUGGGGAGCCCCAGGCCCCCAGGUGCACAGCCAUGUGAGCUGCCGGAACGCCGAGGGACCACCGACACAGAAGGGGAUAUCCAUGAAAGCUGUCAAAGCAGACCCCGCACACAGACCUCAGCCGCGUCAGCUACAGGAAACACGCUUUUCGGAGGAUGGGCCGCAGUCUAGGUUUUCUGGGUGAUCCUGUCCCAGGAAUGUGGCCCUUUAUAGCUCUCAGCUUGCUGUGUUUGUGAGGGUGGAAUGUGUUCAUUACAAGCAUGUGGGGGCCAGAGGGCACUUGGCAGGGUUUUCCUCCGUAGGCACUGUCCAUUUUGUGUUUUUUGUUUUGUUUUGUUUUGAGACAGUCUCUCUCUCUAUUCCUAGCAGUCCUUGUUGUUUCAAGACAGGGCCUGUCCUAGAUCUAACUAGACUGGCUGGCCAGUGAGCCCAGUGACCCUCCUGUCUUGCCUCCCUAGUCCUGGGCUUACAAGCAUGUCCACCAUGCCCUGGUUUUCAUGUGGGUUCUGAGUGUCAAGCUCAGGUCCUCAUGUUGCAUGGCAAAUGUUGUACCUGCAGAGCUGUUUCCCCAGGCCUCUAGUUAACUUUCACUUCCAUUAUCUUAGAACAUCAUGAGGUGCAAGGGAUGUUUUUACUGCGAGGACACUGGGGUCCAGGGAGGAGGAGCAGCUUGCUCAGGUCAUACCACAAACCCAGUGCUGUCAAACCAGCAGUCCUCCCUGCAGGGAGGGCUUCAUUUGUUCACUGGACGGUCCUUAACUUCAGGACAACUCACUGAUCUCUAGUGCCACACACGCAGAAGCCGCCGUGCUGUUUAUAUUAGUAAACCUGCAUACAUUUGUGAGUCCGUUUGUGUAUGCUGGCUGACCAGGAGCCAGGCCCUCCCCUGUUCUUCCCUCCGAGUGGGUAUCUGGGUUUGUGCUUUGUAUGUUUUUGAUCUUUUGUGUCUAGAAAUGAUUUCAGACUUACAAAACUCACAAAGUAGUACUGAGAGUGUUCAAGGGUUCUGCACGCAGGUCUCUAAAUAUCAACUCUUACCUAAAGGCAGUGUGGAUUUUUAAAGCCAGGAAGUCAGAGGCUGGAGAGAUGGCUCAGUGGUUGAGGGUGCUCCUUGCAGAGGACCUGCGUUCAGCAGCACCCGUGUGCAGCUCACAGCUGUCUGUAACUCCGACUGUAGGUGAUCUGGCACCCUCUUCUGGCCUCAGUGUCACUGCCUGUAUGUGGUGUGUGUGCGUGCGCGCCCGUACGCGCUCAUCCAUGUGUUCAGCCAAACACUCAUACACAUAAAAUCUUUUUUUAAAAAUUAGGAAAUUAACAGUGUUUACAAACUAUUCAUUAAUUUCAGACCAUACUCAAAUUUUGUCAGUGUUUUCUCACCUCCUGGAUUAAUAUCUGGUCCAGGAUCACAGAUCAUGUUUUUUUAAAAACAAUAUAAAUGCCUUAUUUAACAGUUACAGCUCAUCCCAUGGGUCAAGAGGUGGCCCAGCAGGACCCAGCAGCAAGGCUAGCACAUCCUCCUAGCUUCUUUUUCUGACACCCUCUCAGGCGGGGGGGGGGGGGGGGGGGGGGAGGGAGGUGUUGAUGGUUCGGGAACUCGCUCUGUGGAUCUGGCUGGUCUUGAACUCACAGAGAUCUGCCAGCCUCUGCCUGCCGAGCACUAAGAUUAAGGAAGGCCUGUACCGCUACCACCUGGCCGACUUUAAUCCAGUUCUAACUACUGAAAAACAGCAGUGGCCGAGCGUGUGUGCUGUAAUCCCAGCACUCAGGGAGGCAGAGGCAGAGGCAGGCGGAGCUCUGAGUUCAAGGCCAGCCUGGUCUACAAAGCCAGUCCAGGACAGCUACACAGGGAAACCCUGUCUCGAAACACCUCCCCACCUUCGCACCCCCACAAAAAAAAAAAAAAAAAAGGAAAGAAAAAAAUCAGCGGCGCCAGCAGCAUUCCCAGGACCUGAGGGCAGGAGAGAGGAAAGAUAUAACUGGAGGGUGGUGGGAUUCUAGUCAGACUCCCAGAAGGAGUGACGUCUGGACCCAGAGCUCUUCAGACACUGUCCAGGAGGAACUGGGGAUAAGGACGCAGGGGUAGGUACGAGAGAAGAAGGGACCCCUGUGCAUUGUGCUAGAGAUGAGCAGCCCCCACUAGGGGCUGCCUACUCAGUGACAGAGGAGUGCUCAGACCAGGCAGAGUUAGCAAGGCAGCGGAGGGGACAAUGGGACAAAGUAGUCACAAAAAACAAAAGCAUUUUCUCCCUAGAGAAGGUGUCACACAUGGCUGGGUGCAGUCGAAAGGUCUUGAGCUAGGAAAACCAGCUGGCCAAGGGCCUAAGAAGUCUCACUAAAGACUCUUAAUAAGAUGGCAGGUUGUUGGGACUCUGCAGCCCCAAGGAAGCAAGGACAGGCCUUUUUGUUUGAGGUGGGUCAGAUAUGGGUGUUCCCUCAGACCGUGCGGCCCUGUGAUCCUUUCUUGAUGGGUGGGCGCUGGUUGGUGGUGGGAGCUGGAUUACAGAGGGCUGUAUAGUGAGGCGUUGCUCAGGGUCCUGCGAUAUGGUUGUGGUGUUGCUGAAACUUUAAUUAAUUUAUUUUUUAAUUUUCGAAUAGCUCACAGUCUGCUGCUUUAGACCCAGCUGGUGCCCCUCGCUCUGGCUGGCCCACCUCACUUGCUCCCCAUUGCCUGACAGGGCACCCCCAGCCCCCACAGUCAGCCUGCAGGACUCAGGCUGUGGCCCUGAGGUCCGGGUGUGCAGCUCAGCGUACUAGCCAACCUGCAGCAGCUGACACUGAGGCAAGGAGCCUACCCAGCAUGCACUGGGCGAUACUCUGCUUCAGUCAGGACUGUCUCCCUGUGCAGCCCAGCUUCGUCCUGCCGCAGUUCCAGGGUGCUGCGGUUACAGGGGUCACCAGCACACAUGGCUUGAGGUCCCUUAUCACACAGUACUUCCAGUCUUCUGUGUUUUAUUUUUUUCCCCAAACAAACCAACUGAUUAUCUUCUGGAGAUUGUUACUAUGAAAUCUGGUUUGUCUGCAUCGUGGAGUGGUACACAACAGUGAAAAAGAGCCUGAGGAUAAGGACUGCUGUGGAAAGAACUUUAAGAUCAAUUCAGCGAAGAAAAUUGAUAGACAGACCCAUGUGUAAACUGCUUGCUGCCUGUGGAAUGGAAGUGUAUUUUCAUGUGUAUAUGUUUCUACAAAUAAAAGCUAGAUGAAGGCCCAGAAA